Hypoxylon trugodes is the source of this 1413-nucleotide messenger RNA. Its product is annotated as trichodiene oxygenase. The transcript is spliced from 4 exons. NCBI's taxonomy places the organism in Eukaryota, Fungi, Ascomycota, Sordariomycetes, Xylariales, Hypoxylaceae. The coding region runs from base 1 to 1413 and encodes 470 amino acids. The record is from RefSeq and is a predicted model, not a curated record. Gene Ontology annotation, molecular function: monooxygenase activity; oxidoreductase activity, acting on paired donors, with incorporation or reduction of molecular oxygen; heme binding.
AUGGAUGUUUUAGAUAUUGAAAUCUGGCUGCCGUUCAUUGUUACCAUCAUUCUCAUCUAUUUUCCAACCGUCGCCUUGUACAGACUUUUCCUACAUCCCUUGGCGCAAUUUCCAGGCCCAAAGCUUGCAGCUAUCACUCGCUGGUACGAAGCGUAUUACGACGUAAUAUGCGAUGGGCAAUACACAUUUAAGCUGGCUGAAUUACACCAGGAAUAUGGCCCAAUUAUUCGUAUAAGCCCACACGAGUUACACGUCAAUGACCCGUCCUUUUUCGAGAAAUUAUACCGCCAAGAUGGACGCUGGGAUAAAUAUGACUGGUGUAUGGAAGCUUUCGGGGCACAAUCAGCCACUAUUCACACUGUGGACCACUAUGCCCACAAGCGGCGUCGCGCUGCGCUGAAUCCCUUCUUUUCAAGGAAAAAGGUAGCCGACAGUCAGAAUAUUAUCCAGAGAGCGACGGAAAAGCUAUGCUAUCGCUUGUGUCAGUUCCAAGGAACCGACAACGUUCAUCUCGGAAGCGCUAUUAGUGCCUUGACUAGAGAUGUAUCCACGGAGUUUCUGUUCGGGCGCAGUUUCAACCAUCUGGACGAUGAGGAUUUCCACUCGAGCAUCAUUACUAUGCAUCAGAAUGGGGGCAAGAUAUGGAGAGUGACGAAGCACAUGCGUUGGUAUGACAUUUUCACGGCUUCAUCCGAGUCCAGCCAGCGGGAUUUGAAAGAAGACAGUCAAGAGAAACACACUCUAGUCCAUCAAAUUCUCGAGUCCGAUCUUCCUCGAGAUGAAAAGACGCUAGAUCGACUGUAUAACGAUGUCGUCACCAUAAGCAGCGCAGGCUUCGAAACAUCCGCACAUGUUAUGCGAAACAUUAUUUACUACGUCUACAAAAACGACGAAAUUCUUCGGAAACUAAGAGAUGAAUUAUCGCUUAAAUCAGAAUCCCCUGACCUUAUCAUACUGGAGCAGCUUCCGUUCCUCACCGGCGUUAUCAUGGAGGGGCUCAGACUUGGCAUGCCUGUUUCUUCACGCUUGGCUCGCGUAGCGCCAGAUCGCGAGUUGGUGUAUGGUAAGUGGCGCAUCCCUGCCGGGGCGCCGGUCGGGAUGACACCGUUACUUUUAAACCAGAAUGAUACUUUAUAUCCCGAUCCCAGGUGCUUCGUUCCGGAGCGGUGGAUGGCGCCGGGGGUGCGGAAAAACGAUGACAGGGUUUUUGCGCCAUUUGGUCGUGGCACUAGGAAUUGCCUGGGGCAGCACUUGGCAUGGGCUGAGAUAUACAUUGUCAUAGCCGCACUUGUGCAAAGAUUUGACUUCGAUCUUGAUGGUAUUGGUCCUGAGGAUGUUGAGGCCGCAAAUGAUAAGUUUCUAACCGGUACUACCCGACAAAAUGGAUUCAAGGUAUUCGUAAAGAGGAUAUGA